AUGGAGAGAAGAGACAAUGAAGAUAUUCGCUGGCCGUUCAUCGCCGACUCCCCCUUGCAAAACCACCUACUUGUUCCCUCCCAAAACUAUCGUUUUCGAAUCAAUGGCUCCCAUGUUCCUUCUAACCCAAAUUUUCAAAACCCUGAUCUUGUUCAAAACCCUAGCCUUGCACAAAGAUAUUCCACAACCCAAUCCCUUCCACAAGCUUCCGAACGAAGCCAUGAAUGCGGCCUCGAGAAUUCUUUUGGUCGAUUGAAUCUGAAUGUGCCUUGCAAUAACCAUUCCCAGCUUCAUGAUGUCAAUGUUUAUUUAUAUAAAAUGAGGAUCGAUUCUGCUGUAAGGGGACAAAUAGGGAUGUUUCAUGAGAGGUUUGUUGGCCAUUCAAACUCAACGAGUUUGAAUGCAGGUCAAGAUUUGGUGGGAGGUGGAGCCAUCAGUCGAUCUGCAACUUUUCCCAGUACUCCUAUCGGCAAUCAUGACUUCAACAACUCACAACGUAGGAGUCAGUCUUUGGAUGAAUUGGCAUCCGCAUGUCCACGUAGACUGAUCAACAACCCUGAUCGUCAAUACCGGGGUAACGCAUGGGCUCAAAACUCUUCCUCUUUGCUGUCUUCUUCCAUGUAUAAUCAUCGUCCAGUUGUUUAUCCCCACCAGCGUAUGAAUUAUUCCUCAUUGAAGGAAUUAAAAGGACGGAUUUGUUCGGUGGCCAGAGAUCAGCACGGUUGCCGUUUCCUGCAGAAGAAAUUUGAUCUUCAAAUCAUAACGAGUGAGGAGAUUGAGAUGAUUUUAUUGGAGGUGAAACUUGAGUUGCAUGACUUGAUGGUUCACCAGUUCGCUAAUUACCUGAUUCAGAAAGUUUUCGAAGCAGGCACCCAGGAACAAAGGACUGAGCUGCUUCUCGUGUUCGUCAGUAGCGAACAAAGAUUCGUGCAUGUUUGCACUGAUGUGCACGGCACUCGGGUGGUUCAGAAAUUCAUGGAGCGUGUCUCCACUCCAGAACAAAGAUCUAUUCUUCUGUCAGUGUUGAAGCCCAUUGCUGUCACCUUGACCAUCAACCUCCAUGGUCAUCAUAUCAUUGAACAGUGCUUGAAUAAAUUCUCAAAUGAAGAUACAAAGCGCCUUGUGUAUGAAAUUGUAGAACACUGUCUUGACAUUGCAACUGACAAAAGUGGCUGUUGUGUAUUGCAACAAUGCUUGGCACAUGCCAAAGCAGAAGCCAGGGAGCGUUUGCUGGCUGAAAUUACUGCAAAUGCCUUCGUUCUUUCUGAGCAUCCUUACGGGAACUAUGUCGUGCAAUAUGUACUUGGAAUGAAGGUACCCCAUGUGACAUCAAAUCUGAUAGAGCAGCUUCGAGGGUGUUAUGUUACUCUUUCCAUGAAUAAGUAUGGCAGCAAUGUGGUUGAGAAAUGUUUGAAAGAUGCUGGAGAAGAGCAUUCUGCCAGGAUUAUCACAGAGAUUAUCCAUGAUCCAGACUUCUUAAAGGUUCUUCAGGAUCCCUUCGGGAACUAUGUUGUUCAAUCAGCCUUGAAUGUUUCUAAGGUCACCUUUUCAAUCAUCACUUCUUGA
Messenger RNA from Theobroma cacao (cacao), 1566 nucleotides. Its product is annotated as pumilio homolog 12-like. The record is from RefSeq and is a predicted model, not a curated record. Lineage: Eukaryota; Viridiplantae; Streptophyta; Magnoliopsida; Malvales; Malvaceae. Gene Ontology annotation, molecular function: mRNA binding. Gene Ontology annotation, biological process: post-transcriptional regulation of gene expression. Gene Ontology annotation, cellular component: cytoplasm.